This is a messenger RNA of Cryphonectria parasitica EP155, 2429 nucleotides long. RefSeq names its product MFS general substrate transporter. Gene Ontology annotation, molecular function: transmembrane transporter activity. The transcript has 6 exons. Gene Ontology annotation, biological process: transmembrane transport. The record is from RefSeq and is a predicted model, not a curated record. Lineage: Eukaryota; Fungi; Ascomycota; Sordariomycetes; Diaporthales; Cryphonectriaceae. Bases 1 to 2190 code for a protein of 729 amino acids.
AUGGCUUCUUCACAAGAUGGCACACCGCGCACCUGGGCGUCGCGCCUCCGUUUCCCGAGUCGGACAAAGGAUGAGAAAUCGGCCGACCGCGAAUCCGUUGAGGAGCCUCGAAGGAUUGCGAAAUGGAGUUUCGGGGUCUUGAACGACAAGGAGACUGUCGAAGUCCCAGGUUCCGUGUUGCUGCUCUCAAAUCACAAGAAUGAGCCCCUCGGUCUGCGCAGUGCCCCGGCGAGGACAUCACAUUCCUCCCUUCCCACCUCGGCCACUGUGAUGUCGCCAGUGCAGGCAGACGAAAAGAAGAAGACCUCGGAUGGUAAGAUCAUCUUGGAGCCGCAGCCUGAGGAGUCGGCCAAUGAUCCACUGAAUUGGCCGACAUGGAGACGCGACGCUGCUCUACUAUCCCUCGGGCUGUAUUGCAUGGUCGGUGGCGGGAUGACGCCUGUAUUGGCUGCUGGUUUCUCCAACGUCGCCAGUGACUAUGGCGUGGCCGUGGCCCGGGUCUCGCUGACCACAGGGCUCUACAUGAUGGGCAUGGGCGUGGGCUCCGUCUUCUUCUCACCAACAGCCAUUCUCUUCGGCAAGAGGCCUGUUUAUCUCUUUGGCUCCCUGCUCUUCAUCGGGACUUCGUGCUGGUGUGCAGCUUCCCCCAGCUUCAAUUCUCUGAUGGCUGCCCGAGUCUUUCAGGGUGUCGCCGUUAGUCCCGUAGAGUGUCUGCCGUCUGCGACCAUCGCCGAGAUCUACUUCCUCCAUGAACGUGCUUUUCGAAUCGGAGUCUACACACUGCUACUGCUCGGAGGCAAGAACUUGACGCCCCUUGUCAGUGCAGCCAUCAUCCAGUCAUUGAGUUGGCGAUGGGUGUUCUGGAUUGUUGCAUUUAUCGUGGCGUUCUGCGGCUGUCUGCUAUUCAUCUUUGUCCCUGAGACCUUUUGGGACCGGAAGCCCAUUCCCCGACCAAGGGCACCGACCAGACCUGGCGUGCUCUCACGGCUGUCUUCGAAGUGGUCUCAUCAUGCCCACGCCCGUGCACACGCUGCGGAGUCCAAUGGGGCCGAGACGCCCCUCGAAAAGACGCACGAGAAUGCGCAUUUUGUGACGGACUCGGGAUCAGAACUGCUCAAGACGGAAGAGCAUGCAACACGGGAGGAUCACCAUGUCACCUUCGAUCCGAACACAACAGAGACUAUCAAGGAGCAGCAGCAGCAGACUACGGACAUAUCUGCGCCGGAGCAGGCACCGGCGCAGGACGAGAAUGAGGCCACGAAUGAGAAGAACCUGGCAGCACCGGGCGACUCGAGCCCAACGACGCCUCAGCCUGCAGAUGUACAACAGCUCGAAGCCCGCCCGCAGAAGAACCCAACUGUGCCCUCCCCACUGCUGCUCGCUCCUCCUCACGAUGCCGCGGCCCGCAAUACCUACUCAGGCCACUGGCGCGAACGCGAGGCCAAGUCCUUUGUGCAGCAGCUCCGACCCUGGCACGGUCGUCUCAACAGGGACAAGUGGCUCAAGGUGGCCGUCCGACCCUUCAUCCUCUAUACAUAUCCUGCGGUCCUCUGGUCCUCAGCCAUCUACUCGUGCUCCAUUGGCUGGCUGAUUGUCAUCUCGGAGUCGGUGACGGUGAUCUUCCGCGAGGACUACUACAAAUUUAACGCGCUCCAGACCGGCCUGAUCUACAUCUCGCCCUUUUUGGGUGGUGUUCUGGGCACGGCGGUCGCGGGCAAGGUGUCAGACAUUGUGGUCAAAGCGAUGACGCGACGCAAUGGAGGGCUGUACGAACCCGAGUUCCGGCUGGUGAUGGCGGCCCCGAUCGCGGCGACGACCAUCAUUGGCCUGAUGGGCUAUGGGUGGAGUGCGCAACUCGAGGACGCCUGGAUCGUGCCCACCGUAUUCCUGGGCAUCGUCAGCUUCGGCUGCUCGCUCGGCAGCACUACGGCCAUCACCUUCUGUGUCGACUCGUACCGCCAGUACGCGGGCGAGGCGCUGGUGACGCUCAACUUUAGCAAGAACAUCUUCCACGGUCUGGUCUUUAGCUUUUUCGUCACGGGCUGGAUCGAGGAUGACGGCGCCAAGUCCGUCUUCAUCUGGAUUGGUGUUAUCCAGCUGAUUGUGCUCGUCUUUACCAUCCCCAUGUUCGUCUUCGGCAAGAGGGCGCGCAUGUGGACGGUGCGGAAGAACUUUAUGGAGAAAUUUUAGUUUGAAAUUUAAGAUAUGCAAUAUCACAGAAGAAGCAAGCGAUGUUAACUUUGAUCAGAAAGAAGAGGAGCGGAUCGACCUGUUACAAGCAUUCUUGAGCAAGGCUGAUGACAUUUGAGUGGCCUCUCGUGAAUAUGUUUUGUUGUACAUCUGGAAAGGCACAUGUAAAAUUUUUUUUUUUCGGUGGGCUUUCAUAGGCAUGCCUAUUUGUUAUAGUCUUAUUUUCACUUCUCUUCAGU